AUGCCGCGACCCCCUUCCGACGACGGCUACGACUCGGACUCGGGCUCCGAGUUCGAGUCGUCUGACGUCCAGCUCGGCCUCGCCGACGGACCUCUCGAGGCCGAAGACGAAGCCAACCCGCUCGUCUCGCGCAUCGGCGGACGCCCCGCCUGGCUGCCCAUGAAGUCCACGCCCGCCAGCGACAUCGCACAGUGCGGCGUGUGCAAGCAGCAGAUGCAGCUGCUCGUCCAGAUCUUUGCGCCGCUAGUCGAGUCGGCCUACGACCGAUGCCUCAUGGUCUGGGGCUGCGCGCGACCCGCGUGCCAACGCAAGGACGUCUCUUCACUCAAGGUGAUCCGCACGCUCAAAUUCAACCGUCGCUGGGCGGCCAAACUGGAGAAGCAGAAGGCGCGGCGUGAGGCGCGCGAGCAGGCCAAGCGCGAGCGCGAGGCUGCCGCCGCCAAGGCCAAGCAGGAGCAGGAAGAGCGCGCCAAGCUCAACCCCUUUGCCGCGCCGGCUGCCGGUGCUGCGGGCGGUCUGGGCGGCAUGCUUUUCGGCAAUGCGGCCGACAACCCGUUUGCUGCGCCUGCUGCCGCGGCUCCCGCACCUGCGACCGAUGCAGCGGCGGCAUCUGCGGCAGACGAGUCCGACGAGGACUCGGCCGACGACGACGAAGAGUCCGAAUCCGAGAGCGAGAGCGAGCGAUUGGCGGAGGAGCUUGCGCUCAAGUCGGACCUAGCCGAGGCGGCGCCCGCGACAGGAUCGUGGGUCGAAGACGCGACGCGCUACCCGGCUUUGUACCUCAACACCGUGCCCGAGCCGUCGUCGUCGUCGGUUUCCAAGAAGCUGUCCAAGCAGGAGGCGGAGAUGCUCAAAGCGGCGUCGCAGUCGGGCGCCAUGGUGGACGUCGACGACGCGGACCUCAAAGGGUUUGCCAAGGAGGGCUACGAAAAGAUGCUGCUCGACGGCAUCGACGACACAUUUGAGCGCUUCCUCAAGCGCGUCCAGGUGGAGCCGAGGCAGGCGGUGCGCUACGAGUUUGCCGGCCAGCCCAUCGCCUUCCACGCCAAGGGCGCCGUGUACAACCUGCUCUGGCCCGCUCACAAGCCUGCUGCUGGCGAACGCGUGGCGGUGACCAAGGGUCAGUUUGGAGCCGGUGCGGCUGCUGCGCAGGGGGAGAGGGCGUUUAGCGCACGCGGUGUGCCGCCGUGUCCUGACUGCGGUGCCGAGCGCGUAUUCGAGGCGCAGCUCAUGCCGAAUUUGAUCAACCUGCUUCGUGCGCAUACGAUCCAGACUGCCGACGGAGCUGUGGACACCGAUUCGUCGCAGCAGUUGGGCGGCGAGGGGGAGGAGGACCGCAAGCGCGCGAUCGAGCAGGCGCUCGGCAGACGCAUCCCCACCGAGGGCAGCAAGGACUCGGCGCCGCUCGACUCGAGGUCCGGGCUGGUGUGGAGCACGGCGUUCGUCUUUGUGUGCAGCAAGGACUGCGUCGUCCCGCCCAACGACGCCGACGAGUGUGCCAAGCAGGAACUCAUCCUCGCCCAGUUCGAAGACGAAGCCUAG
Moesziomyces antarcticus is the source of this 1542-nucleotide messenger RNA. RefSeq lists its product as uncharacterized. The record is from RefSeq and is a predicted model, not a curated record. Gene Ontology annotation, biological process: maturation of SSU-rRNA. Gene Ontology annotation, cellular component: cytoplasm. The coding region runs from base 1 to 1542 and encodes 513 amino acids. The transcript has 2 exons. NCBI's taxonomy places the organism in Eukaryota, Fungi, Basidiomycota, Ustilaginomycetes, Ustilaginales, Ustilaginaceae.